Priceomyces carsonii is the source of this 648-nucleotide messenger RNA. RefSeq lists its product as uncharacterized. The record is from RefSeq and is a predicted model, not a curated record. Gene Ontology annotation, cellular component: mitochondrial intermembrane space. The coding region runs from base 1 to 648 and encodes 215 amino acids. Gene Ontology annotation, biological process: phospholipid transport. Gene Ontology annotation, molecular function: phosphatidic acid transfer activity. The transcript has a single exon. NCBI's taxonomy places the organism in Eukaryota, Fungi, Ascomycota, Pichiomycetes, Serinales, Debaryomycetaceae.
AUGAAACUUUUUGAAAGUAAUCACUUUUUCAAUUAUUCUUGGGACAAGGUGACGGCAGCCAAUUGGCAAAAGUAUCCCAAUGAGUUAUCAACGCAUGUUAUAUCUGUGGAUGUUUUGAAUAGAGUGAUCGACGUGGAAAGAAAGACUUUGAGAACAGAGAGAUUAAUUACUUGCAAACAGGCCAUACCUAAAUGGUUAAGCUGUUUGGUAGGAGCUCAGGAGCGUUCUUUUGUUAGAGAAGUCAGUGAAGUUGAUUUAAUCAACAAAACUUUAGUCAUGAAGUCGCAUAAUUUAACCAUGAAUCAUUUAUUAUCGGUCAACGAAACUGUUAUAUAUAGACCAGACCCUGUCCUGCCUGAAACUCGAACCAGGUUUGAGCAGGAAGCAGAAAUUACGGCUUAUGCAUCCUUCAAGAAAAUAUGUGAUAAAGUAGAGGACUGGUCCGUCGAGAGAUUCGGACAAAAUGCAAAAAUUGGAAAAACAGCCUUCGAGAAUGUGCUACAAGUUUUAACUCAAAAGUGGGAUGAGAGUGGAAUAUUUGUUAGCGAUGUUAGUAACGCAAUAAUGAAAGAUAUUAAUGAUGUUGGGGAGAAAACCCAAGGUGUUUUAGCAGAAGUUAGUAAGUUGGGGAAUGUUUUCAAAAGUUAG